AAUAAUUAUGACCUACGACUUCUGUACUAGCACUUUCUACUUGUACACUGCAGAUUUUCAACGCCUGUUUCUCCAUUAUUUCGGUUUUUUGGCGAUUCCGGUGCACGUCUACGGCGCGUAUUGUAUCAUUUUCCACACCCCAUCGUCUAUGAAAUCUGUGAAGCUGAGCCUAUUGAAUUUUCACUUCUUCAGCUGCUUUUUCGAUUUGGGCCUCAGUUUUUUGACGACACCUUACAUAUUGUUCCCAGCACUAGCUGGUUAUCCAUUGGGUGUCUUGAAGGAUUUUGGAGUGCGGAAUGAGCAUCAGGUGUAUUUUAUGCUUUUGGUUGGAGCUUACAUGCUCGUCGCAAUCAUACUCGUUUUCGAGAAUCGUCUUCUCAUGCUCGUCCCAACCGUCAAAUUUUGGAAGGCAUUUCGAGUUCCGUGGUUUAUUGCCCAUUUAAUUCUUGUCACCGUGUUCUUGCUACCAAUCUAUUCACUGAUUCCCGAUCAGGAAGUGGCGAAAAACUCGAUCAGAAGAAUUGCUCCGUGCAUUCCGCUAUACGUGAAUGUUGACUUGGUUUUUAUCCUCUUCAUUGAAACUGGGCUUUUCAUGAGAACGACUGGAGUUCUUAUUUUAUUAGGAUUCAUUGAGACUUGGAUUUUAGCCUUUAUCACGAAUGAACAGUUGGGAAAGCAGAUCAACCUGAUUUUGUCGAAAAGAACUGUCGAGUUGCAUAGGAAGUUUCAGAAAGCAUUUAUCACACAGCUAACAAUUCCAAUCAUCAUCCUUAUAAUUCCCAUAAUCUAUGUAGGUGUGACCAGUCUUUUAUAUUUCCACAAUCAGGCAAUCAAUAAUUUUAUUGUGAUCAUUGUGUCGUCCCAUGGAUUUUUCUCGACAAUCGUGAUGAUUUGCAUUCACGUGCCGUACCGGGAGUUUACGCUUCGGUGGCUCACUGUCUUGGCACAUGUUCGAAUGGAAAAUCUGAGUUCGGUGCGGCCGAGCAAUAACAUUACAUGACAUUAUUUUGUCAUUCAUGUAUAUUUCUAUGAAUAUUUGAUUU
This is a messenger RNA of Caenorhabditis elegans, 1043 nucleotides long. RefSeq names its product Serpentine Receptor, class H (gene srh-212). The coding region runs from base 8 to 1000 and encodes 330 amino acids. The transcript is spliced from 3 exons. The record is from RefSeq and is marked reviewed. NCBI's taxonomy places the organism in Eukaryota, Metazoa, Nematoda, Chromadorea, Rhabditida, Rhabditidae.